Molecule: messenger RNA, 596 nt
Organism: Helianthus annuus (common sunflower)
Lineage: Eukaryota; Viridiplantae; Streptophyta; Magnoliopsida; Asterales; Asteraceae
Exons: 6
Coding region: 102-482 (126 amino acids)
Source: RefSeq, a predicted model, not a curated record
AUUUGAUUGACAAAUUUAAGUGUGGAUUAAGGUUAUUGUUUAAGGUGAUUUUAACUGCAUAAGAGGCGGGAAUAUCCUAUAAAAGUCUCUAGAACGCCUGAAUGGGUUUGCUGGAAACUCUUCAUUGCCAUAUGGAAGUAAUGCAAAGACUUCCCCAAAAAAGUCGACCAUUGGCCAAGAAAAAUGUUAGAAGCAUCUGUUUCUUUGCUAAGUUCCGCGCAAUUUCUGACCAGCUAUACAGGUCACCUCACCUGAGUAUCACAAACAUGUCCGAAAGGAGGGACGAAGGUUGCUGGAGUUGGAACUUGCUAGAGCUAGAUGCGCGAUUCAGCGAGCGGCUACUGUUCAUUACCUUUCUCAGCUUUUGCAAAACGGUGACGUUUUGUCCGGUGAUAUCUAUCAUAACCCCAACGAGUUUUAUCAAUGGAAAAGGUGAAAACACAAGAAAAUUCAAUACUACUAAGAAAAUGUCUCAGGAUUAGCUUAGUAAGGGAGGUCUUUGUGGUAUACACUCAUAUUUGUCCUUGCUAGCAAGGUUUCAUAUUACGGUAAACUGUUUUUCUAUUAUCUUUAUAAGAUUUGUUGUGUUUAUAAAC